Messenger RNA from Uranotaenia lowii, 2826 nucleotides. RefSeq lists its product as uncharacterized. Lineage: Eukaryota; Metazoa; Arthropoda; Insecta; Diptera; Culicidae. Gene Ontology annotation, molecular function: nucleic acid binding. The coding region runs from base 1 to 2826 and encodes 941 amino acids. Gene Ontology annotation, biological process: DNA integration. The transcript has a single exon. The record is from RefSeq and is a predicted model, not a curated record.
AUGUUCCACCGUGUUCUUAUACGAGACGAAGACAUAAAUGCGCAGCGAAUUCUCUGGCGUGAAGAUCCCUCUCUGCCACCCCGAAUUUUCCUCAUGAAAGUCGCCACCUUUGGAUCUACCAGUUCGCCAUGCUCCGUUCAACACGUGAAAAAUCUUAAUGCGCGAGAGUUUGCAGACAGGUUUCCGGAAGCUGUGGAGUGCAUCCUGAACUACCAUUACAUGGACGAUUUUUUGAAGAGUUUCGACGACGAAAUGGAAGCGGCGAAAAGGUCAUUGGAGGUAAAGUAUAUCCACUCUCAAGCGGGGUUUGAAAUACACUCGUGGUCCUCGAACUCGAAAAAAGUUUUGGACGCCGUAGGAGAAACUGAUCCAACUUCUAUUAAAAAAAUUGCUUUGUGCGACCAAACCGUUACCGCAAGCGCGACGGAGCGCAUAUUGGGGAUGCUGUGGUUGCGUGAGGAAGACGCAUUCACCUAUUCGUCGAACUUAGGGCAUGUUCCUGAAUGGCCGACUAAGCGAGAAGUCCUACGAGUCGUUAUGAGCCUUUAUGAUCCCCUUGGAUUACUUUCGCACUUCAUUGUCCAUGGAAAAAUUCUGAUUCAGGAUAUUUGGCGAACUCAGUCUACCUGGGACGAGCCCAUUUCCGAAACUCUGAAGGCUCGCUGGUCACAGUGGAUUGAUUUGUUUCAGUUUUUGGGAGAUAUUCGAAUCCCUAGACCGUAUUUUCCUGGACAUUCAUCACAUGAACUGAGCCCCCUUCAACUUCAUGUUUUUGUUGACGCAAGUGAGUCUGCGUACGCUUGUGUGUCGUAUCUACGAACGGAAAUAAAUGGGGAAAUAAAAUGCGCGCUUGUAUCGGCGAAAUCAAAAGUGGCCCCCCUGAAAACGUUGUCCAUUCCACGGCUUGAAUUACAAGCCGCGAUCAUCGGAAGUCGUCUGUCGAAGAACGCAGUGGAAGCACAUUCGUUGGCGAUAACUCGAAGGUAUUUUUGGACCGACUCUCGCACCGUUUUAGCCUGGAUCAAUUCUGACCUUCGAAAAUACAACCAGUUCGUAUCCUGUCGCAUCGGCGAGAUCUUGGAAACCACUAGUCCGUGUGAAUGGCGGUGGAUUCCAACCAAAUUAAAUGUCGCUGACGAAGCCACCAAAUGGGGAACUGGGCCAGAAUUUUCAAGCACUGCUCGUUGGUUCAACGGCCCUGAUUUCCUGUACGGACCAGAGAAGAGUUGGCCACUGCUACCGACGGAAUUGAUAGAAGUACCUGAAGAACGUCGAUCACUUAAACGAGAAGUCGUUAACAUUCAUCACGUUCCCGAGGUCAUCGGUUUGACGAUCGAUUGGGGCAAUUUUUCGCAAUGGAACCGUCUACUAAAUGCUAUUGGGUAUGUUUUCCGUUACGUGCACAAUUUUUGUCAAACAUCAAAGCGCCUUCCAGGUAGAAGUGGACAUUUAGAACAAGCUGAGUUGAUCGCUGCAGAGAAGCUGAUUUUUCGAACCAUUCAGAACGAGGUAUAUUCUGCGGAAAUAGCAAUACUAAGAGAGGGAGGCGGUCGACGCAUAAAACGCAAUAGCCCAUUGGCUCAAUUGUCUCCUUUUAUUGACAUAGAUGGAGUUGUACGCAUAGAAUCCAGGAUCAGCGAAGCCGCAUUCAUAUCAUAUGAUACCCGUAAUCCCAUAAUACUUCCCAAAAAACAUCACGCCACCGAGCUGAUCGUUUUGUGGUAUCAUAGAAAGUACUUACACUGCAACACAGAAACGAUCAUCAACGAAUUGAGACAGAGGUUUCACGUGUCGUCAUUGAGGACGAUGGUUCGUCGCAUCCGUAAACAGUGCACACAUUGCCAGGUCUACAAAGCAUCGCCAGCGGUUCCCCGUAUGAGCCCUCUACCAGCAGCUCGCCUUAGAGCUUUUCAUCGACCGUUUUCUUUCGUGGGCCUCGACUAUUUUGGCCCUAUGAACAUUAGAGUAGGACGCAGCACGAAUAAAAGAUGGGUUGCCCUGUUUACUUGUUUGACAAUCCGGGCCGUCCACCUUGAAGUCGUUCAUUCCCUUACCACAACUUCCUGCAAGAUGGCUGUACGACGGUUCGUAGGUCGGCGAGGGCCCCCCGUUGAAAUUUAUUCGGACAACGGGACGAAUUUUUUGGGUGCAAGUAAUGAGCUUUUUGAAGAAUGCAGGGGUAUCAAUAAAGAACUUGCUGAGACAUUCACCAACACCGUGACAAAAUGGUGCUUUAAUCCUCCGUCAGCACCGCAUAUGGGAGGCGCAUGGGAGCGCCUUGUACGAUCGGUAAAAACGGCCUUUUUUGCCAUGACAACAACGAAAACGCCGAAUGAAGAAACUUUUUCUACCAUACUCGUUGAAGCGGAAGCCCUUGUCAACUCUCGGCCUCUAACUUUCGUUUCCAUUGAAGAUGACUCCCAGGAAGCUUUGACUCCAAAUCACUUCCUUCUGCUUAGUUCCAGUGGGGCAGUUCAACCUUCUAUGACAAUGGUAGAUCCUAGGCUGGCCAGCAGAGACGAUUGGAAUCACACUCGGCAUCUCGUAGACUUAUUCUGGCAUCGGUGGAUAAAGGAAUAUCUGCCCACCAUCGCUAGGCGAACCAAAUGGUUCGAAGAAGUGAAGCCAAUCGAACCUGGAGAUUUGGUAGUUAUUAUCGACGAAAAUCGGCGGAAUGGUUGGAUUAGAGGGCGCAUUUUGGACGUGGCAAAGGGUUCAGAUGGGAGAGUUCGUCGAGCUACUGUACAAACAUCGAGUGGGAUCUUGAAAAGACCGGUAGCGAAGAUAGCGGUUUUGGAUAUCGGUAAGCCAUCGAUGGAUCAUUAG